Messenger RNA from Geodia barretti, 1709 nucleotides. NCBI's taxonomy places the organism in Eukaryota, Metazoa, Porifera, Demospongiae, Tetractinellida, Geodiidae. The record is from the annotation of a GenBank genome assembly.
UUGGUUCCGAAUUUUCACGCCUGCAUGUAAAAACUGUAAAACCUCGGACCUCUCCGCCUGUCGUUUCUUCGUCUUUCACGCUGCCUGUACGUCAUCGUAAGCAUGCCCAGAAGGAGUCGGAGUCGCUCACCUGGACCAAGGAGAGAGUCUCGGAGUCCCAUACUAAGGCGGCGUCGUUCAGAGCAUGACAGGGGAGGAGGAGGAAGAGGAAGAGGAAGAGGACGGGGGAGAGAGAGGGAGAACGUGAGAGAGAGGACCACUGGUAGUCAGGAUCCUCCAAUGAGACGUAACAGUGACAGGCCUGUCGACAGACACACUCAUAAUGAGAGGAUAGGAAGAAAUGAAGGUGAUCGUCGGAUGUGGCAGAAUGAUGUCCACCCUUCGAGAGCAAUGGAUGUGAAUCCAGAAUCCAGCGAGAUGGAGGAGAACUCUGCACGUCGAACUGAUCGUUUCGUAACAGAGCGAUUCAAGAGAUCGAAUGCCGGGAGGUCUUUUCAGAGAGGGGGGAUGGAAGGGAGGAGAGGGAGGAGAAGGUGGGAGAGGAGGAGCGAGGGAGAUGGGAGGGGCUGGAGAGGAGAUGAAGAAGGGGGGAGGGGGGAGAGAGGGGGAGGAGAAAAGGAAGAUGGAGGACAGGGGGUGACGGGAGAAAUAGAGGAGGGGAUGGAGGGAGAGGUGGGUGAGCAGAGAAGACGGUUUGAGGGGAGGAGGGGGAGGGGAGGUUGGCGGCGAGUGGCCAAGGAGAGGGAAGAGAUGGAGAGGGAGGAGCAAGUCUUCAGAGAGAAGAGGCUUAUGGACUCACUCACUGACCCCAGAGAUGUGCCCAAGGGAAGCUGGUAUUUCGAGCAUGACGAUCGAAAGUUGGCUCAAACCUCUCAACCAUCUCGACGAUAUAGCACAGGAGACGAAAGAUACAGGCGCGAUCGCAGGGACCAAAGGGACUGGGAGGGGGAGAGGGAGAAGCGGGAGGAAGUGGGACAGAGGAGAGGAGGGGAGAGGGAGAGGGAGAGGGGGUUUCGUCAGCGAAGUCCGCGGGUCUGGAGACACGACAUGUUUGAGCAGCUGGAGCGAGAGGAGGCCGGGGAGGGAGAGGAGUGGGGGCAGGAGGGGUUGGUGGAGGGGGAGCAGGAGACGGGUAACGGAAGACAGCAGCGCAGGUCAGUGGUCCACAGACUUGGUACCAGACUGGAAGAUACCAGAGGGGACCACAGACUACCACAACGCGAUCCCGGGGUCGACGGAAGAUGGGCCCACGACAAGUUCUCAGAGCAUGACAAACUCGUGUCCUACCCCAUUCAGCACCACAAGGCUCGCCAGAGGACGAAGGAGAGGAGGAGGGGGGAAGAGAGCGAGGAAGGGAAGGCAGAGGAUUUCGAAAAGGGCAAGGAACAAGCUGACAUUUCUAUGGACACCAUGUAAAGCAAAGAGGGUAUAUGUCUGGUAGAGUUGUUUUGUGGGGUGAAGUGGCAACUCACAACCCUCACUGGAUGCACCAUUUUCAGCAAGGUGUGAUGUAACACAACCGUACAAUAUUUUUGACUAAAAAUAGAAGUUUAGCUGCCAUCUUAUGUGGAUGUUACCGUCACUCAAACCCAUAAUUAACGGCUAGUGAAAGGAACCCUCCUAUUACCCAUGACUCGGCAACUUGAAAAUCUGCACGCACUCUGCAUCACAUUGAGCUGUUGUUUCAACGGUUGUGCUGUAUAUGACUU